CCUAUGUAAAGUACUGGCAAGCAACCACCUAGAUUUCGCCACCCAACAUACGCUCCCAUCUGUACCCAAGGAUGCUCGUCACAGGUGCGCAGUCUUCCAAAGUCAAGAAAAAGCGCUCCUCUAUCCUACGCCGCUCCUCAUCUUCACCGUUCUCCUCGGCCCGCCGUCGCAAGCCUUCAUUACCAAAGCAGUCGUCUAAGCUUUCUACCAAGCGUGACGAGGGCGAUGACAUAUUCGAGGACCCACUUGAUGAUACAGGGGUGAUUGCCUCACUGGCAUCCGAUCUAAGUCUGCGAGAUGUCGCACAAUUCACAGAGAAUAUCCAUCGGCGCAUGUUCGAUGAGAUACCAGAAAGAGGAUCCGGCAUGAACUCGACGCGAAUAGCGGAAGUCCUAAAUUACAGGAAGAACCUCCCACCCAUAGUCACAAUAGCACAUAUACACGCACUCUCACGGUCAAUCACACGCGCUGAUCGUGAGAUCGCUGAGCUAUCGCAAGCAGGUAUUGUGCGAAAGCUUAUCGUCCCAAACCGUGGUGCAGGAGCGUCCAAUGUAGGCGAAGGCCUCGUGUUAGUCCCGCAGUGGGAAAAGCGUGUUCGGGGAGAUCCACAUCUCGCAACGGACAUACAAGAGAAGUACAUCAGCCUUCUGAGAACAAAUUCCACGUCGCUCAGUAUCUCUGCAACUUCUUUGAGUCCCAGUGAAGCGUCGGCGCUGACGUCUACUGGCUUUCUAACGUCAUCGACACAAAGCAGAUCAACCAUCAUGGAUACAUACUUCCGCCCAGGAACAGGAACCUUCAGUACAUUGACCUCAUUAUCAUCCGUAGGACAUAAAUCAGCAUCAGGUGCAGUAGAGGCUGUAGGUGGAUCUGGUGCCUUCGUGAGCAGUGGAGGCAGUGCAAGCGGUGUCGUUCAAAAAAGCUCUUCGAACGCGUCACGGAGCGCACAAUACAAUUACGCGCUACCCAAUACUGGUCCACUAUUGAAACUCAUCGUAGAAGCCCGUACACACCUCUUAUCGCUCAUCUCGAAGACUUCGAAGUAUAAAGAAGCCCCUUUGGACAUGUUGCGUGAGCGAUGGGAUGGCGGCACAGCCGAUGCCCCUGGAUCAGCAAAGAAAAUGAGAGGUGAAUUCACAGGCGUGUUGCCAGCCAGGACCAAGAAGUGGAAAAGCUUUAAUGGUCUAUGUUUCGAAUGGAUCUUAGAAGAAUGUGUUGGAGCGGGUCUGAUAGAACUCUUCGAGACGCGCAGCGUAGGAAGGGCUGCUCGACUCGUGCAAUGAAACACUAUACAUGGUCAAAACCCUUAAAUCCUUGUUAUGCCUGCGUUCUUUUCGGUCCUGUGUAACACGUUGGUACAUUCAGUCCCAAUGGGGAACAACUGUGACUAAUAGUUCGAUUAUGAUAGCGAGGUUCCGAUAUCUGUGUUUUGGACCAGAUGUACGCACGUAUCUCUUCGAUACGAGAUCAUAAUAUGACCCGCACAUGGUCCUGCUUCUUGUUCGUUGAUUUCAGUCACUCAAGUCAGUGUCGUGGGGAUUGUAGGCGCGAAGUUCAUGUUCAACGGCUAGAGAUAGUGCAUAGAGACCUUCAUGGAUCGUACUUGGCUCGGUGAAGGUAUAGAGAGCGAGAGCCAGGAAGGGAAGCUUUCGUAGUGUGCGACCGCUCAGCCCAUCUGCCUUUUGCGAUAUUAUCCAUAACUUUCGUGCUGGAGCAUGCGGCUGGUCGUA
Messenger RNA from Pseudovirgaria hyperparasitica, 1730 nucleotides. RefSeq lists its product as uncharacterized. Gene Ontology annotation, molecular function: protein serine/threonine kinase activity. NCBI's taxonomy places the organism in Eukaryota, Fungi, Ascomycota, Dothideomycetes, Acrospermales, Acrospermaceae. The record is from RefSeq and is a predicted model, not a curated record. Bases 72 to 1283 code for a protein of 403 amino acids. Gene Ontology annotation, biological process: positive regulation of Ras protein signal transduction; protein phosphorylation. The transcript has a single exon.